AUGACUCGUAACGGACAUCUUGAAAUGCGAGCUUGCUCACUCCCUCCUGAAAAUUCGGUUGCAUCAAGUGGAUAUUUACCACCGAAGAGCUGUAUUCUUAAACACAAUGACGAAUCAGGCCAAUUAUCUUUGGAGAAAUCUGAAAAUGCUGAGGUUACAGGGUCAAAGCCAAAGGCCUCAAAUUGUGACUACUUAGGCCUUGCAGAUGACGUAUUUCAGGGGUGUAGUGACUGCGACCUUUGUUCCCCUGUAUCGGCUGAUGCUGCCAAUGUUAGUAACAAACACUCGCUCAGCAACUGCAGCAUUGCAUUCACUGACGAAGAUAGCGGUUGUCAGCUGCUCGACUGUACUAACGUUCUCCGUGCUGGUCCGAAGUGUCGUAUGGGAAGAGCUUACUCUGUCUCGACGCUGGAUUCUCCGUCAAUUCAGUCAUUUAAUAAUAAGGAUGAAUUUUUGGCAGCGAUGACUGAAGAUUUAGCCGACUGGAUGUCGCGCUUGUAUCCAGAGAUCGCUAGAGACUUAGAUUCGGACAACUUCUUUGAUCGAAUUUCCGAUGGCGUGCUGCUCUGUCAUCAUGCAAACGAACUCCACCGAUUGCUUGAACGUGAAUUCUGGGUAAAUCUCGAAAGUGGUGAACGACAGCUACAAGGUGUCCAAGUUGGUGGGAUUAAGCCUAUUCUCCCUGACAACCCUCCAGUCUUCCAAGCACGGGGCCUUAGUGUCAUCAAUUUAGCAGGAGGCAGCUUUUGGGCCCGUGAUAAUGUUGCGAACUUUAUCCUCUGGUGCCGUGCUAUGCGACUGCCCGAUUCCAUCUUGUUUGAAACCGAAGAUCUAGUGUCUCGCAAAAAUCUCCGCAGUGUUAUCGUUUGUUUAUUGGAACUAGCCCGUCUUGGAGGACGUGUUGGCAUGGAGGUGCCUGAAAUCAUCUACCUUGAGAAAGAAAUUGAUGGUGAGAUCGCUUUGGAAGAGCGCGCUUUUGUUAGCGAUCGUGGAACAGAUCCAUUAGAUCUACCAGAUUGUAGCUGGGUUGGCGAUACUGCAGAACUCAAGAUCAAAACCUCAAAUGUGUCAGCGGGAACUGAAGAAGAGUUUAAUACAUCUGAGUGUUCUACUGACUCAUUCUCCGCAAAGAUUGCUGUACCUGCGAAGCCCACGACAAACAGGUCUACGAGGACUGCUAUGCUGAGAGAAAAGAAAGUGAAACUUGAGAUGGAAGAGCAGAGGAAGCCGGAAGCCUUCAGAGAUGACCAGUCGGGAGAGGAUAAAGUGAAAAAACCACGCUAUAACCGACCUGUGGUUGACAUGCGUACAUUAGACGAAAUCGUGCGCGAGAAGCUAGCACAGUGCACUUGUGAACAGACUUUCCCGAUGAUCCGACUGAGCGAAGGACGCUACCUGUUUGGUGACAAGAGCACUCAAAUAUUCGUUCGUAUUCUCAGGAAUCAUGUGAUGGUCCGCGUUGGUGGGGGCUGGGAUACAUUAGAUCACUUCUUACAGAAGUAUGAUGAGUGUCGGAAAGUGCAGAAACCAAGUAAUGUAUUUGGAGCUGAGAGGCGCUCUAACUCCAAGAAAACGCACCCAAACUCAACGGAUAGCAGUAUUCUAGACAUUUCUAAUCCGACCAAUAUCCUCCGUGCUGUUUCAACAGAUGCAAGUCGAAUGACAACAAGUGGUGAGGCAUCUUGCCACCUCCUCGGUGAGGGUAAUCUCCAGGUGACGAAAAAGGGGAGAGAGGUGGUAUACACGCGUGCUGCUGUCCCUCCUUACGAGCCCUCUAAGUGCAGCUCCAAUUUCCAUAACCCAAAGGAGGUUGGUAGAUGUACAAAUUCGAGCAAAAUCGACUUGGAUAUCAGUGGAGGAAUUGCAGAGAAAGCACUGUCGCCAAGUUCGAGCAUAGAAGAAUUUGUGCCGUCCACUAUGAUAACGGAAAAGUCCAAAACAAUUUUCAUUCCACAGAGUUCCCCAAAAAGGUCCAUAGAAACGAUGAUAUCUAUGAAAGAAAAUCAGAAGGAAGCCCUAUUCACCCAGAACAGCGGAAGAGCGAAGACAGGCCUCAUUUCUCCAGCCUCGAGCAUUGAGGACUUGCAAUCGAUCCCCGUAAUUGACCAGGUUGUCAGUAGAUCCGAUGGGGGAUCCAGUUUUAGUAGAGUCAAGCCCACCCCGGGGAAGAAGGCAGCAGAUGUCAAGUCAGACCAAACCCUAUCAUCUCCCAACUUUAAACGUGGAUCGGGCCCCAGCAACAAAAGAAUAUUUAACCCUUCGGGUCCAGUCAACGCGAACCGACAGCGGGCUACAUCAACGCACAACCUUUCACAGAGUGGUACAUCGCCUAGAUCAACUCUUGGAAAAUUUUCCAAAUCAACCGCAUCCCUCAGUGACUCAUUUUCUAGCACCCGUCCCAUCAAACCCAUCGCCUCUCAAGUAGAUCAACGAGCUGCACUCAAUGCAGCCAAGCGCGCAAAAUCAACGUCAAACCUUGUUUCCGCUUCUCCCGCAAGUAAUCAGGAUAGACAAACGACGGAUUCAUCGAAGCUUAAUGUAUUUGACCGGCUAUCAGGGUCCACUUCUCAACGCUCGAAUAUACCAAAGUUGGCAACACCUCCUGCAACUCCGAUCAAAAAGCAAAAAUACCAACCAGAGUAUACCAAAGCGCCGACAGUUAGGCGUCGUAACUCUUCUGCCACGGCUAAGAGAGUCGCCCAAAGAGAAGAAAGACAGACGAACCAGAAGACCCCGAUGCUUGCUACAGGAAAACAAGAGACUCCACAGAUUCUGGCGCCUGUCAGAUCGAACCCAACGCCGCGACGCGCCUCGGUGGCUCGGAUGCCUGCGGAAGGCACUCGAAUCCCACGACCGGUGAAAAUCCUCACGGUAACCGAGGGUAGAUCCAAAUCCGUUGGGUCCAACCUACACCCAAAGCGCGGUUCUGUUGCGUAG
Messenger RNA from Mesocestoides corti, 2937 nucleotides. Lineage: Eukaryota; Metazoa; Platyhelminthes; Cestoda; Cyclophyllidea; Mesocestoididae. The record is from the annotation of a GenBank genome assembly.